This is a messenger RNA of Paramuricea clavata, 1392 nucleotides long. Lineage: Eukaryota; Metazoa; Cnidaria; Anthozoa; Malacalcyonacea; Plexauridae. The record is from the annotation of a GenBank genome assembly.
AUGUCAUUUCCUCGCCUUUCUUUUUCAAACGCUUUAAAACUUGGAAUCAUUUUCUUGAUCAUCAAACAAUUAAAGGCUGAUGACGAACAGUUUGGUGAUAUUCAAAUGCUUUUCCGCCAAGUUGAUAAAGGUGGGUUCAGAUAAAAAAAUCUUUAUAAAAAUUGAGUUGUUAAUGUGCAGAUCUACACAGAAUGUGGAGUUGCAUUUUUAAAAAUACAAAUGUACUAAAGCUCCCGAAAAUAUUCCCUAAAAAAAUGAUUGUCGUUUUGGACCCUCCAGGGAAUACCAGAUAUGCAGCCAACGAUCAUCAAAAAUAUAAUAAAUUUUUUGGGGGAAAGAUCCCCAACCUAUUUUCGCCAUAAGUUAGUUACGUGCAGCCGCAGUGGAUAAAUCUAAUGUUGGGGGAGUUAUGCUCCCAAAAACGAUUCGAGUGAGGGCUAUCCUUUGCUUGAAGUUGACUAUUCAUGAAUUCCCUGCUAUGUGGUUUGAAACAAUGCGGAUGGCUAGGUUUUCGAUCCGUUGAGCCGGUGUUUCUGCAUGUCCGCAAAUCUUCCCUAGAACCCCAGAGGCCUAGUCUCUACCUCUAUUAGUCUAACUCUUUGUCUAUAUCCCCCUCACCAUUUAAAAGUUGUGCAUUAAAUCGACGUACUGCCUGGCAAAGGCAGGAAGAACUUCGGAACACAGUAUAAGAUCAACAGACGCGUUGACCAUGAGUUUCUUUUAAACAAGCUUUCCUUCCAAAAAAUCCCCACAUAUAGUGUGUCAAAGUAUUUUUUUCGUUGCUGAAAGUUAAAUUUGGGGACUUGGGGUAUGCGAAAGUGGGCGUUCAUUUUUAUACUGUAUAGUAAGUAUAUAUAUACAGCUGGCUGCGGAAAGUUAAGUUGCAGCAAAUUAAAGUUAACUUUCAGUUUCAGCAAUGAAAAAAUUACUGUCCAAAAGACAAGCUAUAUCGAUUUUAAAGUUUAAGAGAUUUUUAAGACAGAAAAAGUUAUUAAAAGACAUUAUCCAUGCACGGCCCCACUCCUUCACCUUAUUAAAUUUUAACCAUUGUCAUUUCUAUUUAAAAUAUAUUUUUACAAUUUUACAGGUUACAGACUAACUGGCAGCAUCUUAUCAGAGUUUAAAGUCUUUUCCUUGUUAGAUUGUGCUCUACAAUGUCUGCAGUACACGUAUGAGAUAUGUGUAGGCUUCAACUACAAAUCAGUAAUAAAAACUAAUGAAGCAAAGUGUCAAUUAGCUGUCAAACAGCCUGAUGACGCAAUGGACAUGGCAGCCGAGGACUGGACAUUUUAUCAAGUCGAGGUAACAUCAAUUAAUGAAUGCAUGUCCUGUAAAUCCGCUCCACUGAAUGAACACAUUAUUUUGACCGCCAAUGCUCGCAACUUACUUUAA